AUGGAGGCGGAAGUGGACAAUGGACACGAAGAGAUGGAUGAUGAGACCAAGGAGGCCUAUCUACUGGAAAUUCUAGCGGAAUUCCCCCUAAAGUCACUAAAAAUGAACAUGGACAACUGGGAGAAAAUGCUGUCAAUUGAGAAAUUCAAGUCAAUUGUACUAAAUUUCCUCAACAAUCCCCAACUGGAGCAAAUAUACUUCCUCAAUGUGGAUGGGAUUAUACUACCGUACGAAAAACUUCCAAAGACACCCAGUAAGAGUAGAAUCGUCCUCUGCCAGAGGAUUAAACCCGAAGUCAUUACACUUGGGAAUUACAGAGAGUCAGUUAAUUUUGGUGAUUUCCCUGCAAACACCAUGGAUUAUCUCUACAUACAUACGAAUUACAUACAAAUCCGACUACUUCCCCACCCAAAAGUUACAUCUCAGCUGCCACCCAUUGUGCAGAAAGAGGUGCAGGAUAAUUUGAACAAGUUGAAGAAUCUCAUAGAUGUGACAGAACAAAUGGAAAGGGGUGAAUGUGUGUUUCCAACACCAUCGAGUAAUGAUUUAUCACGCGAUGCUGACUUGUAUGUGCAACAAAGGUCUAGUGACACGGAUUUACAUAUUCAGCAAGCAUCAACAGACUUGACACCACCCACUACUAAUUCGCAAAAUGCUGAAUUAAAAGCAAAGAAAACAGCACUAUUCUACGAACGCAUAGCUGAAAUUAAACCAAUCAGCCAAAUCACUCAGGACUAUGGCAAGAUUGAACGUUUAGAAUUUGGAGAUAUUGGCGGGAAAGCGGAAACGCAAACUCUAAAAAAGAUUCUAAGCGAUUUUCAGGCACUUUCGCGUAAAUUUCAGAAUCUACCUUUCGACAUAUUCGACAUUGAUUCCACUCCGCAUGAUUUCAAUUGCGCUAAACGCCAAUUUCACGAAGAGUGUGAGUUUAUGGAUGAAAAAAUUGCCACACAAUUCUCUCGUGCACUCUCGAAAUGCAAUCACUCUUCCCAAGUCAUCAAUAUUCUGAUAAGUAUCGGUGACUUUAUCGAGAGACCGAUUCUUUGGGGGAGAUAUCGUGAACAUUUUGAGAUGAUUUGUGAGCUGUUUGAGCGGGAAAUUGAUGCACUCGCUGAAAUUUUUUAUGGGAUGAAUGAAAAAAUCAUGGAUGGUGGAAAAUUCCUGCUCAAUCGCACAUCAUCAACCCAUUCAGGCGUAUUUGGAUGGAUUAAUCAACUCAAGAGUAUUCUCGAGGAGCCUUUCAAUAAGUUGCCUUUCGUGGUUGAUAGUGAUGAGAUUUUUAAGAGUGAACAAGGAAGACGGAUGAUGGAUAAGUUUAAGAAUCUGUCGGAUGAAUUAAGAGAAAUUGAGGAGAUGACAUUGAGAACAUGGCACAAGGAUGCUCUUGAGAAAUUGAAUAUGUGCUAUUCUGAGCCACUUAUCGUGUUGGAUGUCACAGGAAUUCCAUGCAUUAACAUCAACCACAAUUUUGACGUCCUAAUGAGAGAUAUUAGAAAUAUUCAGCAAUUGAAGUAUGAAAUUCCAGAUGAAAUUGGUUCUGAAUUGCUUGAGCGAUCAUCUUCCUUUUGGAUUGUGAAAAAUAAAUUGCUUACAUUCUGUGAGAAGUAUCGCUUUGUGCAAACACAGAUGAAUGAGUUUGAAUUGGCAGUCAUUGAAGAUGAAACCAGGGAUAUUGCCAAUGAUAUUGGAAUGCUAAUUGAGAUGGACAAUUGGGGUGAAUUUGAUAUGAAUCGCGUUGAGGGAAUUGAGGAAAAAAUCAACAAUCUUCACGAAAGAAUGAUGAAGGUUAAGGAGAACAUGGCAAAAAUCACUGAGCAUCUGGCAGAGAUGAAUUAUCCUUUGUACCAUCGCAAAGAACUUUCAUCAAACUCCACAAUUUCUUUCUAUAAAAGACACAAAAUCCUUCCAAAGUGGUUUUGGAAUUGUAUGAAACUCAACAAACUCAUCAGAACAGUUCUAUUGGAGAAUUUUGCAUAUUUCACCAACAUUGAAUACACGCCAAGUUCUAGGGAGGAAAUCGAAUUAAUAAAUCCCAAAACAAUAUCCUUCCUCAGAGGAUUUGACAGUGAAUUUAUCAAGAAAUUCGCCGAACCACGCCUUGAGUACUACUGGAGAGAAAUUUCAAAAAUUGGAGCAGAAAAUAGUUCGUUCGUCAAGUAUAAGAAUUCAAUUGACUCCAUGGUCUUUAAAGAACUGGCAAAAAUCGUGCGGGACUGUUUGAAUUAUUUUAAGGAAGAACUAACAAAUGCACAAAAUGAGAAAGUACCACCAUUCGUGGAAAUAAAUCUAUUUGCCAAGGGAGAAACCAUCAUCUUUGACCCAUCAAUUGAGAUUAAUAGUCCUAAUGGGCUAUUCAAGAAAUUCCGUGGUCUUCUUCAUGAUACAGCAAGUAUUUUGCAGCUCAUCGUACGCAUUAAUGAAGAAAGCAAACACGAAAUGAUAUCGACAGGAAAAACUCCCACGUUUUGGUCACUUCAGAAAGAAAUCGAUGAAAUUCAAAAGAUAUCUAAUUUUGUCAACGACCUCAUAUCAGAGGCAAUUGGAUGCGUAAAUGAGUGCCAGGACUUCUUCAUAGUCUAUGAGAGCUUCCUCAAUUUAAAUAAAGAAAUGCAUGUGGAUGAAUAUGUGAAAAAUGGAAAGAAUUUUCCAUUCUGGAACUCACCAACGGCAUCAUCUUACCUAUCGAGAGCGAGCAGUGAUACAGAUUUGGUUAAUUUUGAGCUUGGGUGCAAUCAUGAAGCGCAAUUUGCCAAACUGGAUGUAAUUCAUAAUGUUAUUUCGCAAUAUGAAACGCACAAAGUAUGCAAAGGUUGGCUUAUUGUGAAUUCAUCGCGACUGCGGCAGGAUUUGCUUGUGCACAUAAAUCAAUGGGCAACAUUGCUAAAGAAUAGGCUACACAAGUACGUUGAUGAAUGCCUCAGGGAGUACGAAAUGUUUUUUGACCGAGCUUUGUGUGAGCUUAGCGGUGAAAUUGAUUUGAAGGAUUUUGAGAAAGUAAAGAACGUAAAACGAAUACAGAAGGAAAUUGCGAAGGAACGCGACCAGGAGGAUGACGGCGUGUUAUUUAAAUCGCUUAUCGAUAUUGUGAACCUUCUCAAAUCAAUGAAUAUUCAAAUUGAGGAGAACAUCCUGGAAAUGCUGGAAAAUUUGCCCAAAAAAUGGAUUUUGCUGGAGAGGAAGAGCAUCGAGAAGGAGGAGGAGAUUGCCAAUGUGUUGGCAUACCAACGGGAUAUGAUGAAGAAGGAGGGAAUUCUUCUAGAGCUGAGAUUGAAAUUGUUUGCGGAAGAUUUUGAAAAUUCGCAACUUUUCACAUUUCCAUGCACAAAUGUUUACGUCAAAGUGGAUGAAUGGUAUGAAAAAAUUGAGAAAAUGCGACUCUACCACGAUGAAUUGGGGAAUAUCUUCAAGGAUUUAGGUGUGAAUUUCGAUCAGAGAGAAAAAUUGAAGGAGAUUAAGAAGAAGCUGAGAAAUAUCAAGCACCUGUGGGACAGUGUGGCAAUGAUUGAGGCAUCUGUGGCAGAAUGGCGACAAACACGGUGGUUGGUGAUUAAUCUCGAUGAGGUCGAUCAGGAGUGUAGGGCGUACCUUAAGUAUCUACGGACACUCGAUAAAUCAAUGCAUCAACUGGAGCCAUUCCUGUACUGUGACACAACACUAAGGAGCCUCUUGGUAUCCCUGAGGACAAUGAUGAAUCUGCAAGAAACAUCAAUGAAAAUGAGGCAUUGGAAGGAGUUGGAAGGUGCUACGGGAGAGGAUAUAAAGAUUGAAUCAGGGACAACUUUGGGGACACUACUUGAUCUUCAGUUGCACAAAUUUGAGGAGAAUAUCAAGGAAAUUGUUGAGAAGAGUAUUCAUGAGCAGAAACUCGAGACAACAUUGGUAGAUAUAAGGAAAUUCUGGAAAGUGUGCAAGUUUGAAUUGGAGAAGAAUGAUAAUUUGAAAACGAACAUCCUCAAGUGGAAUGAAGAGUUCUUUGAGACGCUCGAUGAUCAUCAAAUGCAACUCCAGAAUAUCCUUCAUUCGAGGUACAUUGCUGAGAUGGCGGGUGAGGUAAAAAAAUGGAAAAAUGACCUAGAAAUUGUAUACAAUAUCCUCGAUCUUUGGUUUGAUGUACAGCGCAAGUGGCUAUUCAUGCAGAAUAUUUUCACAUGUAGCACAGAUGUUCGUGUCAAAAUUCCCGAAGAAGCUAGGAAUUUUACAACAAUUGAUGGACAAUUGAGAAAAUUCUUGGCACAGAUUACAGCAAAUCCAUUGAUAAUUAAGAUGUCGACGAAGAGUCACCUUCUCAAAGACCUCCAGGAGGUUAAUGAGAAAUUGAUGGUCAUUGAGAAAGUGCUAAAUGAAUACCUUGAGGGGAAGAGAAUGGACUUUCCGAGAUUCUAUUUUAUGUCAUCAGUCGACUUGUUGGAUAUCCUUACGAGUGGUACACAGCCUCAGGAGGUCUUUCGUCACCUCACAAAACUCUUUGACUCAAUUAAAUCCCUUCAAAUGAGUCGGGGUGAGAGGUCAACACAGGCAAUAGGGAUGUUUUCCAAGGAGGAUGAGUAUGUAGCAUUUCAAAAUAACUUCCAGUGCUCUGAUGCUGUCGAAGUGUGGCUCAAUAAACUCCUCAUUGAGAUGCGCCAUACCCUGAGGCAUAUUCUGGGUCAAGCGGUGUUGGCAUAUACAGAAAAACCCCGGUACGAGUGGCUUUGCGACUGGCCAGCCCAGGCUGCCCUGUGUGCAUCCCAAAUUUGGUGGGCCAUCGAGGUGGAGAGGGCAUUCCAGUGGAUAGAGAUGGGAAAUGAGUACGCAAUGAAAAAGUACCACAAUAGGCAGAAAGAGCAGCUCGCAGAGUUAAUUAACAUGCUCAUUGGUGAACUAACGACUGCCGAGAGGCAGAAAAUCAUGACAAUAUGUACAAUUGAUGUUCACUCGAGGGAUGUGGUGGCCAAACUGAUUGCCGACCGUAUCGAAAGUUCAACGGAAUUUCAGUGGCAAAGUCAAUUGCGACAUAAAUGGGAUGAAGAUGCUAAUGACUGUUUUGCCAACAUUUGCGAUGCUGAAUUUCGCUAUGACUAUGAAUACCUGGGAAAUACACCAAGGCUUGUGGUUACGCCACUCACUGACAAAUGCUACAUCACCCUGACGCAGAGUCUCCAUUUAUUCAUGGGUGGUGCGCCAGCUGGACCAGCAGGUACGGGAAAAACAGAAACAACGAAAGAUCUUGGACGUGCUCUGGGCAUGAUGGUCUAUGUGUUUAAUUGUUCGGAACAAAUGGAUUAUAAAUCUUGUGGAAACAUCUACAAAGGCUUGGCCCAAACGGGAGCUUACGGAUGUUUCGAUGAGUUCAAUCGCAUUUCCGUGGAAGUUCUCUCCGUUGUGGCAAUUCAAGUGAAAUCAAUUCUGCAAGCUUUAAAGGUUGGCAAGACGACAUUCAAUUUCUUAGGGGAGACGAUAAAAUUGGUGCCAACUGUUGGAAUUUUCAUCACAAUGAAUCCCGGCUAUGCUGGAAGAACUGAAUUACCGGAAAAUUUAAAGGCUCUCUUCCGCCCCUGCUCAAUGAUCGUUCCGGAUAUUGAGUUGAUUUGUGAAAUCUUGCUGAUUGCUGAGGGAUUUCAAAGUGCAAGGGCAUUGGCAAGAAAAUUCAUAAGUCUCUACUCCAUGUGCCGAGAGCUACUAUCGAAGCAAGAUCACUACGACUGGGGUUUGAGAGCUGUUAAAUCAGUCCUAGUUGUAGCUGGUUCACUAAAACGUGCUGAUCCUGAACGAUCGGAAGAUGAAGUUCUCAUGAGGGCAUUGAGGGACUUCAACACACCCAAGAUCACAGUGGGUGACACCCCGAUAUUCCUUGGACUUAUUGGAGAUUUAUUCCCAGCUCUCGAUGUACCACGACAGAGACAUACGGAAUUGGAGGAAUUCGUGAGAAAGGCUGCGUGUGACCUCAAUCUCAAGCCUGAGGCGAGCUUUGUGCGCAAAGUAACAGAAUUGGAGGAAAUUCUGCAAGUACGGCACUCGGUGUUUAUCAUUGGGGAUGCUGGAGUGGGGAAGUCGUGUGUGUGGAAGGCAUUGUUUCGCACAUAUGAGAUGCAGGGUAGCAAUCCUAUUUACAAUGAUUUAAACCCCAAAGCCGUGACAAACGAUGAACUCUUUGGUGUUGUACACCCCGUAACGCGCGAAUGGCAGGAUGGGUUGUUCUCAAUUAUUAUGCGUGAUCAGGCGUAUGCGUCAAGUUCUGGUCCCAAGUGGAUUGUCUCAGACGGCGACAUUGAUCCAAUGUGGAUUGAGAGCCUCAACACCGUGAUGGAUGACAACAAAGUGCUCACAUUGGCAAACAACGAGCGUAUUCCACUCACGCCAUCAAUGAGAUUGCUCUUUGAGAUUGGGCAUCUUCGGACAGCCACCCCAGCAACAGUAUCCCGUGCCGGUAUACUCUACAUUGAUAACCAAGUCGUUGGCUACCAACCCCUCAUUGACUCGUGGAUUGAGCGGCGUGAUAGUGAUGCGGAGAAAAUACUCUUGAAUCACUUAUUCCACAAAUAUGUCCCAGUUAUUCUCGAAGCUAUGCAUACAAAAUUCACCACCAUCAUACCACUUGUGGAUGUAGCCCUUGUUCAGACAACUUGCAGCCUCCUCGAAAGUCUUCUCACAGCGGAAAAUGUACCACCAAACAGCCCGAAUGAGUGGUAUGAAAUAUUCUUUGUAUUUGCUGCAAUUUGGGGUUUUGGGGGACCACUAUAUCAAGAUCAGCAACGUAAUUGGCGUCUCGAAUUCCACAGAUGGUGGGUGAGGACGUUUAAAACAGUUAAAUUCCCUGCCACAGAUGCCACAGUGUUCGACUAUCAUGUGGAUUUAGAUACGAAGAGGUUCAUUUUGUGGGAAAACCUCAGGGAUGAUUUCAAAUUCUACCCUGAAAUCCCAUUGCAAAUGACCUUUGUUGACACGGAAGAGACUGUGAGGCUUCAGUACCUCCUAACACUUCUCAUCAAUGCUGGCCAUCCGGCAAUGAUUGUGGGUGGUAGUGGAUGUGGUAAAACGAUGCUGGUGCAGAGGAAACUCACCACCCUAUCUGGUGACUUUACAAGUGCAAACAUCCCGAUGAAUCUGUAUACGACUUCAAGAGGAUUUCAGGCAUCACUGGAGGUGCACCUCGAGAGGGCCACAGUACGGACCAUAGUGCCAAGAAAUGGCAAGAGGUUGAUUUAUCUUGUGGAUGAUAUCAACUUGCCACAGGUUGACCAAUAUGGCACCACUGCACCCCAUACGGUCCUUAGGCAAUUCCUCGACUAUGGACAUUGGUACGAAUGUGAGAAAUAUAUCCUCAAAAACGUUCAAAAUUGCACAUUUUUGGCAACAAUGAAUCCGAAUGUGGGAUCAUUCACCAUUAAUCCACGACUUCAGAGGCAUUUUGCAACGAUUGCACUGAAUUUCCCAGCACAUUUCACCCUAAAAGCUAUGUACGCAUCUAUUCUGAGUCAACAUCUCCAAAAUGCAGCCAAUAAAUUCACCCCCUCAGUCCAGGGUAUUUAUUUGAACGUUGUGCAGAGUGUAAUAGAUUUCCAUGCAGAAGUUUGUCAAAACUUCCUGCCAACUUCCAUAAAAUUCCACUACAACUUCAAUCUGCAUGACAUCACCAACGUCUUCCAAGGAUUAAUCUUUACGCAUCAUGCCUCGUGUCCAACCACUGAGGAUUUCUUCAAACUCCUCAUUCACGAAUUCUAUCGGGUCUACGCAGAUAGAUUGCUUUCGCGUGAAGAUCUGCAGGUGUUUGAAACCCUAAUUAGGUCAGCUACUGCAAAGGUUAAGAAAUAUGUUGAUGGAGAACUUGAAAUUCCGAAUCCAUUGCUUUACUUUCACUAUGCAAAUGGACUGAAUGAUACGGAAUACGCUAAAGUGGAUUCUUGGAAGCGUCUCAAUGAUGUACUGGAGGAAGCUCAAGAGAAUUACAGAGAAAUUGUUGGACCAUCGAAUCUUGUUCUCUUCGAAGAUGCCAUGAUUCAUAUAUGUCGCAUUAUACGCAUAUUGGAAUCAGCCCGAGGGAAUGCCAUGUUGGUGGGUGUUGGGGGUUCAGGAAAGAAGUCCCUAACGAAACUUAGUGCCUUCAUAACGUCUCUUCCUGUUGAGGAAAUUCAAUCUAGCUCAGGGUAUGGUGUACCCGAAUUCCGCAGUGACCUCGCUGUGUUGUACAAGAAGACCGGGGUGAAGGGUACGAAGUGCUGUCUAAUGAUAUCUGAUGCUCAAAUUCCCUCAGAGGAAUUUGUCAUGAUAAUUAAUGAUGUCCUCACGACUGGGGAGUGUCUCAAUUUACUCCCCGAAGAGGAUGUCCAGGGGGUGGUGCAGCAAGUGCGAAUGGCAGCAAAGCAACAGGGUAUACCAACUGAUCGAGCCAAUUGUUGGCGUUUCUUUAUCGAUCGUGUACGUAAUAAUCUCAAAAUUGUCCUUUGCUUCUCACCGGUUGGUAAUACCAUAAGGCAGAGAGCACGAAAAUUACCCGGAAUGUUUAGCAAUUGUCGCAUCAUUUGGUUUCAUGAUUGGCCAGAGGAAGCUCUUGUUUCCGUCGCCAAGAAAUUCCUUGCUUCAUUCGAGCAAAUUCCUGCAAAUUAUGUGGAACCCAUCAGCUGUUUCAUGGCUAAAGUGCACAAUUCUGUGAAUGAGGUUUCCAAAAUGUAUCUCGAAAGUGAAAAGAGAUUCAACUACACCACCCCUAAGACAUACUUGGACAACAUUGAUCUCUACAGAAAAUUGCACGAAGAGCGUAGAAUUAAAAUAAUUCAUUGGAUUAAUCGCUUGGACUUGGGUUUAGUGAAUUUGGAUUCAUGCUCAGAGCAAGUUGAUGAUCUCAAAAAGUCCUUGGCUGAGCAAACAGUUGUUACACAGGAAAAGAAGAAAGAAGCAGACAAGAUGCUAAGUAUUCAGCGCGAGAAAAAUGCCGUGAUGUCUGAGGAGAGAUCAACUGUAGCUGAAGAAGAAAAGCGUGUCCGUGUAAUUGAGGCAGAUAUUGCCAAAACGGCAGCUCAGUGCGAAGAGGAAGUCAAAUUGGCAGAGCCAGCGAUCCAACAGGCAGAAGCAGCUCUAAAUACGUUAGACAAGAAAAACUUGACGGAACUUAAAUCUUUUGGGACACCCCCACCGGAUGUAGUAAAAGUAACAGAGGCUGUCCUUAUUCUCUUUUCAAAAGGAAAAAUCCCUAAGGAUCGUUCGUGGAAAGCUUGUCGUGCAAUGAUGGGAAAAGCUGAUACAUUUCUCGGUAAUCUCAAAACUUUCGACAAGGAAAACAUUAAAGAUGAUACGAUCACGGCCAUAUUGCCAUAUGUUAAAGAUCGUGGCUUUAAACCUGAAUUGAUAAAAUCCAAAUCAUCAGCUGCAGCUGGAUUGUGUGCUUGGGUGAUAAAUAUUCAUAAGUUUCACAUGGUGUAUUCAGAUGUGAAGCCUAAACUUGAAGCUUUGGGCACAGCAAGGGAGCAACUAAAGGCGGAACAGAAAAAGCUCGAUGAAUUGAAUGAAAAGCUUCAGGUAUUGGAAGAUAAAUUGAGUGAAUCCGAGCUACAGCUUCAAGCUGCUCUAGAUGAGCAAACACGUUGCCAGAAUGAGGCAAAUCAAACUGAAAAAUCACUCGAUCUAGCUCGUAGACUAAUCGAUGGGCUAUCAUCGGAACGUGUGAGGUGGAGACAGGAUAUUCAGAAGCAUAACCAACAAUUAGCUUCAACCCUUGGUGAUGCAUUAAUAGCUGCAUGCUUCGUCUCAUAUAUGGGAUACUUUACACAGAGUUAUCGUGAAAAAAUCAUCAAGGAUUAUUGGAUUCCCACAUUGGCAACCCUUGAGCCACGAAUAACGAUUGGAGAUGACCUGGUUGAUUUGAAUCCCUUUUGGAUCCUGUGCAACGAUGCUAUGAUGGCUGAGUGGAACAAUGAGGGAUUGCCAAGUGACAAAAUGUCCAUGGAUAAUGCAAUGAUUCUUCUGAGUAGUGUGAGAUGGCCUCUUAUGAUUGACCCCCAGCUGCAGGGUAUAAAGUGGAUCAAAAAUAGGUUUGGGGAUGAAUUGAUGGCAACGCGUCUCGAUGCAAAGGAUUUCCUCGAGGUUGUGGAGCAUGCAGUAAAAGUGGGUGGUGUGCUACUGAUUGAAAAUGUGGGUGAGAGAUUUAGUACGAUGCUGGGGAAUCUCUUUGGACGCGUUCUAACAAGAGGCGGUCAAACAGUGAUGCUGGGUGACCGAGAGAUUGAUUUUAAUCCCUCUUUGAGACUCAUCCUGCAGACGAAGCUAUCAAAUCCACACUACCAGCCUGAGGUGCAGGCACAGCUUGCAUUAAUUAAUUUCACCGUGACGCAUGAAGGCUUGGAAGAUCAAUUGCUGGUGGAUGUUGUGAAAUUGGUGCGUCCAGAGUUGGAGGAGCAACAGCAUGAAUUGACGGUACAGAGGAAUGUUUUUAAGAUUCAACUCAAAGAGCUACAAGAUAAAUUGCUGGAGCGUUUGUCGGGGGAGACAGGCAAUAUUUUAGAGAAUUCAUCACUAGUUGAGAAUGUGGAGGCUAGCAAGGAGUUGGCAGAGGAAAUUGAGGCGCGCUCCCGGGAGGCACGUGAAAUGGCAAAGGAAAUCAGUGCAGCACGUGAAAUGUUCCGCGAUGUGGCCAAAAGGGCGGCUGUACUUUACACAAUCCUCAUGGAUAUGCAUCGUGUGAAUCCCAUUUAUCAGUAUUCCAUGGCGAUAUUUCAGCGUAUUUUCAUUCGUGCUAUCGAGGAGACACCAAAGGAUACGAUUGAGCGUGAGCAUGUGAAUGCACUUAUUGAAAAUGUUACGUACCACGUGUAUGACUUUGUAAGCCGUGGCAUGUUCAAACAGGACAAGUGGGUCCUCAUCAUCCAAAUGUUCUUGCAAUUGUAUAUCAAUUCAAAAGAAUACAAUGCAAUUGAAUUUGCUUUCCUGCUGCGGUGCCCAAGUAAAAGUGCCAAGACACCUGUAUCCUUUCUCAGUGAUGCCAAUUGGGGUGGGGUGCUUGCACUAUCGGAGUUGGACAAUUUCCGUGACAUAAAUAGAGAUAUUGUGGAAUUCAACAAGAGAUGGGAACUUAUUGUGCAUUCAGAGAUGCCUGAAAAUGAAAAAUUUCCCGGAGAUUGGCGCAAUAUGAAUGCUGUACAAAAAUUGUGUAUUCUCCGUGUCCUUCGUCCUGACCGGAUGGUCUAUGCAUGCUAUCAGAGUGCCAUAAACAAAUUUGGACCAAGAUUCCGGAAUAUACCACCCCCUGACAUAACGAAAAUCUAUCAGGAGAGCUCAUCGACAAUUCCUAUUUUCUUUAUUCUCUCACCCGGUGUGGAUCCCAUUGCGGAGGUGGAGAAGCUCGGGCGGCAGCUGCAUUUCAUGCCAGAGAAUGGGAAUUGCCAUAUCAUUUCUCUGGGUCAGGGUCAGGAAAGAAAUGCUGAAUGCGCACUUGUCGCUGCAGCCAAAGAAGGACAUUGGGUUAUUUUGCAGAAUAUCCAUUUGGUGGCAAAGUGGCUACCAGUGCUGGAGAAAUGCAUUGAGGAGGUUUGUGUGGCGCCACAUGAGUCCUUCCGGUUGUUCAUGAGUGCUGAACCAGCUGAAAAUCCGGAAUACCACGUCCUACCUCAGGGUAUCCUCGUGUCAGCCAUUAAAGUCACGAACGAGCCGCCAUCCGGCAUGAGAGCCAACCUACACGGGGCACUCAAUCAGUUCUCGCAGGAUACACUCGAAACGUGCCCCAGGGAGGUGGAAUUCAAAGCAAUCCUGUUUGCCAUGUGCUACUUCCAUGCCAUCGUGGGUGAAAGGAAGAAAUUUGGCCCCGCAGGAUGGAAUCGUUCCUACCCAUUCAACUAUGGAGACCUCACGUUCUCCGCCAGUGUCCUCCAGAACUACUUGUUUGACGACUUAAAGGAAAUUCCUUGGGACGACCUGCGUUAUAUGUUUGGAGAAAUAAUUUAUGGCGGACACAUCACCGAUGACUGGGACAAACGUCUCUGCCACACGUACCUCAAGAAAUUCCUCCUUCCAAGCCUCAUCACGGAUAAACUGGAAUUCUGUAGUGGAUUUGAGUCACCCGGUAGUUUAGAUUAUUCCGAAUACCACAAAUAUAUCGAUGAGAAUCUCCCCGAGGAGUCACCCUAUAUCUAUGGUUUGCACCCCAAUGUCGAAAUUGUAGCUGAAACAACAAAGGCCGACGAUAUGUUCACCCUUCUGCAGCGUCUUCAGGUUCACAGUGUCAGCACAUCAGCAGCAGAGGGCAGGAGUGAGCAGGAUGUUGUGCUUGAUAUUGUGGAAGAUUUCAUAGAUAGAUGCCAUGAGGGUUUCACGAUGGAGGAACUACAAACAAGGUUGGAAAACCCGAGCCCCUAUGCUGUUGUUGCGCUGCAAGAAUGCGAAAGAAUGAACGUACUGUGGGGUGUUAUCAAGAAAUCACUCAUUGAACUCAAGCAGGGACUAUCUGGGGAGCUAACAAUGUCCAAUGAAAUGGACGAAAUGGUUGCAUUCCUUUUUAUCGACAAAAUUCCCACCAAAUGGUUGAAAUUCUCGUAUCCGAGUCUCCUUGGUGUUCAGAAUUGGUUUGGAAAUUUGCUUAGUCGUGUGCAACAGCUAGAGAUCUGGACCUCGAACUUUGCACUACCACCCGUUGUAUGGCUCGGGGGAUUAUUUAAUCCACAGAGUCUCCUCACGGCUGUUAUGCAACAAACAGCUCGCCGACAUGGUCUAGCUCUCGAUAGAAUGGCGCUAAAUUGUGAUGUUACCGAUAAAUCAUGGAGUGAGAUUGGAACAGCUCCAAAUGAAGGCAUUUACCUCCGUGGACUGUAUUUGGAGGGGGCUCGGUGGGAUGUAGAGACGGGAAAUAUUGCGGAAGCUACCCUCAUGAAGCUUACUUCGGAACUUCCGGUUGUCUAUCUGAGGGCGGUUGUGAGUGAGCGGCAAGACAAGCGGGGUAUGUAUGAGUGUCCGUUGUACAGGAAUCGUUCAAGGGGACCCACCUACGUCUACAAGUUCAAUAUCAAGAGCAAAGAAAAUCCGGAAAAAUGGGUACUCGGAGGAGUUUGCUUGCUUUUGGAAAAAUGAUUUGUUGUAAAAUAAAAAAUUUUGGCUGAUUUAAUACAAUAAAA
This is a messenger RNA of Lutzomyia longipalpis, 13073 nucleotides long. RefSeq names its product dynein beta chain, ciliary. Gene Ontology annotation, biological process: microtubule-based movement. The coding region runs from base 1 to 13029 and encodes 4342 amino acids. Gene Ontology annotation, molecular function: minus-end-directed microtubule motor activity; ATP hydrolysis activity; dynein intermediate chain binding. NCBI's taxonomy places the organism in Eukaryota, Metazoa, Arthropoda, Insecta, Diptera, Psychodidae. The transcript is spliced from 23 exons. Gene Ontology annotation, cellular component: dynein complex. The record is from RefSeq and is a predicted model, not a curated record.